AUGGCUGAAUCUGCGGAGCAGCUCCGCAAAAUGCAAAUUCUUCAAAUGGCGGACCUAGGAACCGCUCGACGUGAAAUGAUUUCCACUGCCGAUUUGAAGAAGGAGACUCGCACACAGCUUGCUAAUAUUGAAUCCAAGCGAUAUCUCGAUCAAAGAGAUGAAGCUCAAUUGAGCAAAUGGGCAAAUCUACACACUGAGAUCACAGAUACUCGUGGCAUGGAAGAACUCGAUGACAUAAAUUCCGGCCAGUCUCACCGGGCUAAUUUGCACGCCAUGUUGCAUCCCAAUGGAAGUCAACCGCGCACUUAUGCCAAUCAUCCUUAUCCUCUUCCAUCUACAGGUCGUGGUGGCGGUGUCAUGGGAAAGAGAGGACGAGGUGGCUUUGUUGCCCCUCCCCCUACUGCUCUCCCUCCUGCGCCUACAAGAAUCUCCAUCCAUGCAACUGUCGGUCGCUCAGGACGCCCAGGACGCCCAGGACGCCCAGGACCGCGCGGUCGCUCAACCACGAUGUCGGCCAGCAUUCAUUUAGAUCCUGCGUUGAACUGCAAUAACGAUGACAGCGAUGCUCGUGACCGAGGAAGGGGACGUGGACGAGGCAAAGGCAAGGGCAGAAGUAACGCCCAAGAGCAGGUUCACUUCCCGUCCGCCCCUAUCAGGGUCCAGCGGCAGCCUCAAGCCGUCGACUUUGCCGCUAGAAUCUCUCAGCCUGGGGACUUCAUGUCCGUAGUUCAGUCCCGCCGAGCAACCGAAAUGUACAAAAAGCCUAUCGAUACAAUCAUCUCUACACCAAUGCAGAUGGCUGCUCUUGCGCCAAAGCUCAAGUCGCCCAACGAGUCAAAGGUCAAUGUGCCUCUGGGCGGCACACCGAAGAAAGGAACGGCCACCGUUAUUGCACCCUCGAAGCCUGGACCCUCGCCAAUGGCAGCAUUAAAGCCGCCAUCUCAUGCUGUUCUUAUUGAGAAGACCACAUCAUUCAAGCCCGCCAAGACCCAGGAUACUUCAACCAAGAUUUCUCUGCCACAUAUUGGACCCUAUCUAGUGGAAACACCCUCGCCAUUACCUCGCGUUGUUCCUAUUGACAAGACUGCGUCUUUCAAGUCCAGGAAACCCCAUCCUAGUACAUCCAACCCUACUGAGCAGCAUAAGAAGCCGCCUCCAGUGGUCGCCGUUGCUGCAGAUGGGAUUCAAUGGAAGAUUUCGCCUGGCGAACAGCCACGAAAGAAGGGCGCAGCUUCUUCAAGCAAGGAGGCAGUCUUGUCUGAACGCUCCAUCCCCCUCACCGAGGACAAGAAAACACCCGUAGUCAAGGUGACUCAUGCCAAAUACAGCAAGCGGGGUAUUUCUCCUGGUAGCCAGAAGAUUAAAACGAACCAGAAAGUUCAGUCUCAAGAUCUGCUCAGCGAUGAUGACUCCCCGGUGAAUGCAGCAACAAAAGUUCCUCGUCCUUUGAAAACAGUGGCCAUCCAGAGUCCAGGUACUGCAGAAUUGGCAGGUCUCCAGUUUGCGACGAAAGCCAGCGAGUCGGUGUCAGCCAAGAGCAUUGAUGAAGUCAUUUUCCCGAAAAUAACGAACAAUGACAUCCCAGAAGCCCAUUCUCAUCGCAAUGAUCAGAGUCAGGAAGAUGACAGUUCUGGUGUCUCCAAUCAGCAGAUUAUUGCAGAACUUCGCGAUAUACGCGAAUACAUCCGUGCACCCCAUCGUAACUUGGCGACUACUCGGGAUAUUGAACGCAUCCUUGAAGCUAAAUUGCUCCAGCUAGUAGCUACCCCAUCUGCAUCAGCUACAGCACCUACAGCACCUGCAGCCUCAGAUAUCGGCACUCGGCUAGAUGACCUGGCUGCACUUAUAGAAUCUUUUUCAGCAUUGCAUCAACGAACUAAGGCUGGUGAAGCUUCUUCGGCUGCCCGGCGCGAUGUUACCCCCUUUGAGGGACACCGAUCGCCGCCUCCCCCUUCCUCCAGUUCGAACUCACCUCCCUCUGCUGAUAAACGCGCGCACAAGUUACGUGUGCCCGGCCUCUCACCGACCGGAAGUGAAAAUUCCGACAUCAUCUCGCACUUCGAAUUCCUCCAGGUUUCGGAAAAACUUGCUGCGCCGCUGCAACCACAACGUGCAGUUCCUACUCCGACUAGUCGUCCUCUGAAAAUUCCCAAGAAGGCCAACACAUCCGAUGCGUCCGUUCAAGUCACUCCUGCUCUGGGAUCGCGUCCAAAGGAGGCGGCAAAAAAGCCACUGACUCUUAAUGAUUCUAUCUUUGCAGGACCUGUCGGUUCUGUCACUUCGGUCCCUAAGGUCACGGAACCCAAUGCGAGGCGGUCCCAGACCAUGGCCGGGGCUUUGAGUUCAAACCACCCGAACAUUCCCAGCCAACAGGAUGAAAGAGCCCAUUCAACCGGCGUUCGCACAAUUGGCCCUGCACCAUACAAACCCCGUGUGAUUGGUCCUGCUCCCUCGGUGUAUGAGCAAACGACGUUGCGUGACCUGCCAAGGGCUCAAAGUCGUACUGUCUCCGUCCAGCAGGCAGCCAUGGAUACUCGCAUCGAGAACCUCUCCUCUGUGAAUGUUGCAAGCGGUACCCCGUCCAGUGGCACAGCUUCUGAGCAAGCUGCGGGUCGGCUAUUUUCAAUGCCAGACCCUGCGACUAUUCAGCAGCCCCAAGUGAAGACUGAUGGUUCCAUCCUUAUCAGCCGUUCUCACCGCUAUUAA
Messenger RNA from Penicillium concentricum, 2706 nucleotides. RefSeq lists its product as uncharacterized. Lineage: Eukaryota; Fungi; Ascomycota; Eurotiomycetes; Eurotiales; Aspergillaceae. The coding region runs from base 1 to 2706 and encodes 901 amino acids. The transcript is spliced from 6 exons. The record is from RefSeq and is a predicted model, not a curated record.